AUGGACUCUGUGUCGCUCAGCUGCAGACACCCAGAUCUUGAGGAUGCUUCAUUCAUUGCAUGGGGUUUGGAGCAAAGCAGCGAAUCCAAUGGAGCAGAUGUGGAAAUCGACGUCCUUUACGGUAGCGGAUGCAAUUUGCUGUGGAAACGUAAAGUCGAUCAUGUGAAGCUUGAAAAUGUGCUCAAGUUACCCGCUCCUUCCUUGCGGAUCUGCUUCAUCAACACGCUUGCGACCAGUAAAAGCUGGCUUCCGGGAAAUUUUGAUUUACCCUCGUCCACCGUCAAAGUUCUUCGUGAGGCUGGCCUAUCUGGUAUUCUUUUGUGCAAUCUAUAUUCCCAAGAGAGCUACUGGGCGAAGAUGGGCAAUCAGAAGUAUUUGCAUCAUAACGACAUGGGAAAGCUCGAUAAAUUUGAAAUAUGCUAUCAAUACCGUUGCGGCUGGGACACGGGUGUGAGUUUUACUCAUGCCAUACGAGAGAAACAAAGAAGCACGUACUUCUGCAUCAACUUUCCGUCCGGUGCUCGCGGCAGGCUCGAAUCUAUCUAUCUUCACGAGAGCAGGCGAGCAGUACUCCAUCGAGAUUUCUUCCUCGACACACUGGUGGCCGAUGACAGCCUGAAGCAAUGGCAGAUCGAGAUUGGUGAGCGAAGAUCGAUGCUUCUUGGUAUUGAGGGGAUACUGGAGAAGCCAUCGAUCAAAGAGGUCAGAAAUGACGCUCCCCAAGACAAGUUGAGACCCAAUGGCAACGUCGACACACCUGCGCUCUCAAUUCCUGAGAACCACUAUAACGACGAGGAAAGGGACAUUGGAAUGCAGCCUGGAGUAAGCGUGACUAGUCCACGCAGAGUCGAUACUGCAGAGUACUGGAAAUACCAUAUUCUCAAGAGCUUCGGCGACCCUGGCAGACCAGAAGAAAUCGACUUUGACAAGGCGACUCGUCAACUGCACAAGAUGGUGCGCCAUUGGCUUGGUCUACGGCAGGACUGCGAGGAUCUUCUGGCGCAACUGCAAUUCCUGCAGAAAACGUACAACAUAAUCAGGGGAAAGCGAAGCAAAGACUGGCUAUGUGACCGCGGAGUCGAUGCAGGAGAGUCUUUCGAGGCGUUGAUAUCCCAAUGCGAUAUCUGCGUCCGAUGGACCCAGGUUUAUCAUGACCGGACCAACAUCCGCAUCCAACUGUUGUUCCAUCUCGCCAAUCAACGCAUGGCUGUCUUGAAUCAGAAUAUCGCUGAAGUGAGUCAACAGACGGCGAUCGAUACGGCGUUGAUUGCGGAGCAGACUCAGCAGGACUCGGCCUCGAUGAUCACUCUAGCUGCUGUCACCAUGGUGUUUCUUCCAGGAACCUUUGUCUGUACAAUCGUUAGCACCAACUUCUUCGAUUUCGGUGAUGAAGGGCUGCACGUGUCUGGCAAAUGGUGGGUCCUCGUAGUCGUUGCGUUACCGUUGACACUAAUCGUGUUCGGCGUGUGGUGGAAAUGGAGAGACAGGAGAAUUCAAAAAAACAAGCGGCCUUACGCAAGCAAGCAGAAGGAAGCAAAUCCGGGAUUAACAUGA
This is a messenger RNA of Didymella exigua CBS 183.55, 1554 nucleotides long. RefSeq lists its product as uncharacterized. The transcript is spliced from 7 exons. Lineage: Eukaryota; Fungi; Ascomycota; Dothideomycetes; Pleosporales; Didymellaceae. The coding region runs from base 1 to 1554 and encodes 517 amino acids. The record is from RefSeq and is a predicted model, not a curated record.